AUGGCGACUUUCGAAAGUCUGUGUGUCAAAAUUGAACAAGCAGUUAAUCAGUGUCUCGAUUCUCAAGAGUCACUUGAAGAAAAUAUCAAAAAAUGCCUGGUACCGCUUGCAAAUGCAAACAAAGAGAUUGUUGAUUUAAGAAAGGCAACUCUUGAGCAUGUUUUCAAAAAGUUAUCAGCAAGAAUUUCUACAUAUCCACCUGAUCGUCUUAUACCAGCCGCAUUUAGACUACUGAAUCUCGUAUUAGGGUGUCAUGAAGCUGAGAGUUCUCUAUGUGAACAAGCUAUUACUUUGACGAUCUUGGAAGAAUUGAUGGAAACACAACCUCUUGAAGUCUGCGAAAAACUAUAUAGCUUCCUGGAAACAAAUAAGAAAAGGCUGCUUGUGAAUUUGAUACCAACACAAGGAAAGGGUCUAAUCCUAUUAAGACUUUCGAACGAACUAAUACGUAGAGCAUCCAAGUCAAAUCAUAAUGCAUUCCGUGGCAGAAUAUUAAUAUUUUUGUCGAAUACCUACGCACUUGGUGUCAACAAAGGGGGUGAAUGUAAUGUUGAUAAUGUUACGCAUUAUAGUGCAUCACAAAAUGGAGAAGAAGCCGCAUUUUAUAACAUUUUUUGGGGUCUUCAAGCUUAUUUUAGCAAUCCCCCAAAAUUGUUUAAAGACAAUAAUUUAGAAGUUGUUCUUAAUAAUAUUGGCAUCGUUUUAAACAGGUUUGCCGAUAUUAUUGCCCGUGAGAAACUCAAGACUGCUGAAGAGAAUUUAGGAGGAAAUCGAAAUAAUGAUUUUGAAUUUGGACUUCCGUCUCCUCCAAGUGAUGAUGGAUGUGGAAAAAAAAGAAAAUUUAUAGAAACUGAUGAUGAUGAGUCAAUAACUUUUGCUAAGGAUUACGUUAAAUAUUUCCCUAAAUAUUUAUCGAGUUUCGCAUUAUUCGAUAAGGAGAUAUCCGAUCCAAACUUCCGAAGAAUUGUAUUAGUGCAAACUCUUAUUAUAAUGCAAUAUCUCACAGGAUUUUUCCCUGAGGAACAGGCUCGUAUCAACAAAGCGAAAGCACCCCACGAUGCUGCUGCAGUUCAAUUACCUACUUAUACUAUCAUGGAACCACAACAACAUAUGAUCCAAGAAAUAUGGAAUAAAGUCAUUGGACAACUUGAAGAAACAACACCCAAUGGAAAAAAUUUUGUUCGUACAAUACUACAUAUACUUAACAUGGAAAAGCGAUGGAAUUAUUGGAAAUUUGCCGAUAAUUGUUCUUUUGGAUCUGAGAAAGUGAUGAAGGAUAGAGCCGAAAGAGCGCGUGAAGAUUUUGCCGAAGCUUUGAAGAGAAAGGCUAAGAUGAGUAAGCCUAUGGAACCUCUCGAAAAUAAAACGGGUACAAACAAACUUUCUGAAUUUUGGACGAGAAAUGAUAAUGAUGAAGAAUUCAUGGCAGAUACUUCCCGUAAGAUAGUAGCGCCAGAUUUUCUUGAUAUAUAUGAACGAAUAAAGCAGGACGGAUAUCCACCAGAAAUAGGGUUUAUCGUGGAUUCAUCAGAUACUGUGGAAGAAAAGGAACUAAAAGAAAAAUGCUGGGUAAUUAAUCGUUUUUGUUUUAGAUGGUUUAAAUUUGAAUAA
Messenger RNA from Dentiscutata erythropus, 1611 nucleotides. Lineage: Eukaryota; Fungi; Glomeromycota; Glomeromycetes; Diversisporales; Gigasporaceae. The record is from the annotation of a GenBank genome assembly.